Carassius carassius (crucian carp) is the source of this 1753-nucleotide messenger RNA. Its product is annotated as transmembrane protease serine 2-like. The record is from RefSeq and is a predicted model, not a curated record. Gene Ontology annotation, biological process: proteolysis. Lineage: Eukaryota; Metazoa; Chordata; Actinopteri; Cypriniformes; Cyprinidae. The transcript is spliced from 12 exons. Gene Ontology annotation, cellular component: membrane. Gene Ontology annotation, molecular function: serine-type endopeptidase activity; protein binding. The coding region runs from base 158 to 1231 and encodes 357 amino acids.
UGCCUUUAAUCCGGUUCACAAAUCUUCCAGGAGAAAAAAAUGGCCAUUUAUUCUUGGCAUAGUCAUCACCCUGCUGGUCGUUGCUGGGGUCAUAGCUGCGGUGCUUUGGUUUUAUGGUCUGUUUGAUUGUUUGCUAGGACGUCGCUGUCAAACAAAUAUGGAUAACAAAUGUGUCAGCCUUUCGCAGUGGUGUGAUGGCAUGGAGAACUGUACAUGGGGAGAUGAUGAAAUUCGUCUGUUUAGAUCUAAUUUCCUUCUUCAGAUGUAUUCAAAUGUUACCCGAAAAUGGGAGAAUGUGUGUUCAGAUGGAUGGAAUGACAGCCUCGGAAAGCAAGCGUGUGAGAAGAUGGGAUACGAGAGGAACACUUAUGUGGGUUACGAGGAGAUUGACUACAUACUGGCGAAGACCGAUUCUCUCAGCUCUUCCAAUCUGACAGGUUUUCUCAGUAAAACUUCAGAUUGUCCAUCUAACAAAGCAGUGGCACUCAAAUGUAUAGAUUGUGGACGGAACAUCGGGACCCGAAUCGUGGGAGGAACCACGGUGACCUCUAAGGGGGUGUGGCCAUGGCAGGUCAGCCUGCACAUUUCUGGAGUGCAUUUGUGUGGCGGGUCUGUCAUUACACCUUACUGGAUCAUCACUGCGGCUCACUGUGUGCAUGAGAAAUCAGAUGCAAGGGUCUGGACUGUGUAUGCUGGAUAUCUGACUCUUCCUGAGAUGCUGUCGGCCACCGGCCGUUCUGUAAGCAGAAUUGUCAUGCACAACUUUGACCCGGUAACCAAUGAGAAUGACAUUGCCCUGAUGAAGCUAAGCAGUCCACUCACGAUUACAUUGAACGUCAGGCCAGUGUGUCUGCCCAAUAAAGGCAUGUACUUCACUGCUCCACGGGAUUGUUAUGUCACUGGAUGGGGGUCACUGUUUAGUGGAGGAUCUUCCUCACAAACCCUACAAGAAGCCAAAAUCCAGCUAAUCGACAGAACGACUUGCAACAGCCGACUGGUAUAUGAUGGACAAAUCACAGACACCAUGAUCUGUUCUGGCAAGCUGGAGGGUGGUGUGGACUCCUGUCAGGGGGACAGUGGGGGUCCUCUGGUCACAAAAGAGAAUUCUCUAUGGUGGCUGGUUGGGGACACUAGCUGGGGUGAUGGAUGUGCUUUCAGAAACAAGCCCGGAGUCUACGGAAAUGUAACCUACUUCCUUUACUGGAUACAUGAACAAAUGCGGAAAUAUUAACUUUUUAAUAUAAGGUUUUUUGAGAAGAGCAACUGAUCCAAAUCGAUGAAACUGUGACAGUGUCCAUUUAUUUUUUUGCUUUCAUAUAAAUGUUUUCACAUAAAUCUAAAAUAACCACUUAUUUAUUUUCACCAGUGUUAGUAAUGAAGUGAAUUGCACAUUAUGCUACAAUAUGCACUUUUCUGUCUUUUUUGUAGUAUGUUUUGUAUAGAGCACAACUGUACAAUUGAUUUUAUAUAUAAAAAAAAAAAGAAAAGAAAACUACCUGACAAUCUCAUACCACUGACAUGUUUCUGUUCUCUUGCUGGAUUUGCCACCGCUGCAACUCACAUUUGCAUUAUUACAGCAUUUGAUAACGCUGUUAAUGUCAAUGAAACUCCUCAGAACUGCGGACAGACACGGUCAUGGAUAAAAUCAAGACUUUAUGUUACAAUUUAUAUGAAUGUCUGACUGAACACUACUUCUUGUUUCUCUAUGUUUAAUUGCCUUUUUGCCUUUUCAUUAAAUGAAUUUUUAUAAAUA